GGGGCCGGCAGUGGGCGGGGGUGCGCUGGCUUUGGAGUCAGACACUCCUUCUGGCCACUGGCAUUAUGUUGGCUGCUGCGGAUCGGGCCCCAAGGCUGGCGAGGAUGUGACAGGGGGUCCUUCCCCUUACCUGCGGUGCUGGGGCCCGUAGGUCGCUGGGCGAACCGCAGGUGGGCCGCGGACGUGUGGGAAGAACGCGACCGCACGAUUCUGUUGAAUUUUAAGAACAAAUGUACAUUAUAGCUCAUGGAAGAAAAAACACAAAUCAAGAGUUUUUUGGGUUCCAAGUUGCCAAAGUAUGGAACAAAAUCUGUAAGAAGUACACUGCAGCCAAUGUCAAGUGGGACAGCCGUUAAUUUAUUAGGAACUUCCAAGAGUAGCAAUGUGAAAAGUUACAUCAAAAAUAAUGGCUCUGAUUGUCCAUCAUCUCAUCCAUUGAAUUGGAGACCGGCAACUAAAUACCAACUUAGUGCACAAAGUAACGAAGAGUCUAAUGAUACUCAAAGUUCACAUGAUAAAGUAAUUAAUCCUGAAAAACAUACACCUGCUCAAGGAAUGUUUGCUAAAAAUGGGAUAAAGGGAGGUUUGAAAAGUGUUUCUUUAUUCACAUCAAAGUUAGCAAAGCCAUCCACUAUGUUCGUAUCAUCUACAGAAGAGUUCAAACAAAAGUCUUUGUCUGGGCCAUCUAAUUUGGGUAAAUUCACCAAAGGCACAUUAUUAGGAAGGACUUCAUAUUCUUCAAUCAGUGCUCCAAAAUCACAGCUGAAUGGAUUUUUUGGAAAUCGAUUGGCUGGUAGCAUACAAAGGCCCAGAGCAAACUCCUGUGCUACCAGAAGCAGUUCUGGAGAAAGUUUAGCACAAUCUCUAGACAAUGUUAAAUCUCUUACUUGUGAAAAAAUGGUAAGGUCACAGAGUUUUUCACAUUCCAUUCAGAAUUCAUUCCUUCCACCUUCAUCUAUAACCAGAUCACAUUCCUUCAAUAGAGCUGCAGAUCUUAGUAAGCCUUAUCAGAACCAACAGCUGCCCAUUAGAGUGCCUCUGAGGUCAACUAUGCUAACAAGAAACUCCCAGCAGUCAGAAGUACUCAAUGGGAAUGAACUAGGGUAUGGAUUUAAUAGGCCUUAUGCUGCUAGUGGAAAGAAGUUGGCUAUACCAAAUGGCCCAGGUAUAACUUCCAGUUUGGGUUAUAGGAUGGCUCAUGCCCCUCUGCUGAAAUCUAGUCGAUCUCCAUUUUCUGGGACUAUCACAGUUGAUGGUAAUAAAAAUUCACCUGCUGGCACAUAUGUAGAGGAAGAUACUGCACUUUUGGCUAAGGACAGAGCUACUGACAAGGACCAAAAGCUAAUUGAAAAUGAUAAUUAUAGAACAGAAAAUGGCCAGACCAUGAAGCAUGAUGCUAAAAUUAGAUACUUGAGUGAUGAUGUGGAUGAUAUUUCCUUGUCUUCUUUGUCAUCUUCUGAUAAGAAUGAUUUAAGUGAAGACUUCAGUGAUGAUUUUAUAGAUAUAGAAGAUUCCAACAGAACGCGAAUAACUCCAGAGGAAAUUUCUCUCAAAGAAGAAAAGCAUGAAAAUGUACCAUCAAAGGAUAUAUUUGAUUCCCCCAAGGAAAAUGAAAAAUCCUUCAGUAAAACUGAUGACUGGAUAGAUAUAAGUGUUUCCGACAGGAGUGAAUGUACGAAACAUAAUUCUGGGAAUAACUUGAUUUCACCAGAUGCAGACUACAGAGUUGGUUCUUCAUUUGAACUCUCUCCAUCUGAUAGCUCUGAUGGAACAUACAUGUGGGAUGAAGAGGGCUUGGAGCCCAUCGGAAAUGUCCACCCAGUCGGGAGCUAUGAGUCCUCUGAAAUGAACAGCAUAGAUAUUCUGAAUAAUCUUGAAUCAUGUGACCUUGAGGAAGAUGACCUUAUGCUGGAUGUGGAUCUGCCUGAGGAUGCACCUCUUGAAAAUGUGGAGCGUGACAAUAUGAAUCGCUUUGAUCGAUCAGACAGAAGUGUCCGGCAGUCUCAGGAAGGAUUUUGGAAAAGGCCGCCCCAAAGGUGGAGUGGACAGGAACAUUACCACCUCAGCCAUCCUGACCGCUAUCAUCACCAUGGAAAAAGUGACUUAAGCAGAGGCUCUCCCUACAGAGAAUCUCCUUUGGGUCAUUUUGAAAGCUAUGGAGGGACCCCCUUUUUCCAGGCUCAGAAGAUGUUUGUAGAUGUACCUGAAAAUACAGUGAUACUGGAUGAGAUGACCCUCCGGCACAUGGUCCAGGAUUGUACUGCUGUAAAAACUCAGUUGCUCAAACUGAAACGUCUGCUGCAUCAGCAUGAUGGAAGUGGUUCAUUGCAGGAUGUCCAGCUAUCACUGCCAUCCAGUCCAGAACCAGAAGAUGGUGAUCAGAUAUGUAAGAGUGAAGACUUAUUAAAUGAAAUAAAACAACUUAAAGAGGAAAUAAAGAAAAAAGAUGAAAAGAUCCAACUAUUAGAACAUCAGCUUGCAACUCGAUGUAACUGUCACCAAAAAUCUAAAGAGGAAAAAUGCACAUAUGUCGAUAAAUAUACCCAGACACCCUGGAGAAGAAUUCCUCCUCAAGUACUACAGCCUUCCAGCAGCCUUCCCAGACCCACAGACCACACCCAGGGAAAACUAAUAAAAUCGCAACAUAUCGAGGACCACAGUGAAUGCACAGCCCAGGGCAUACAUCAGAGUAUUGCGCAUCUGGAUGAAAGCUUUACGUAUAACUUGCAACAAGAAAGCAACUGUGGUGUGGAAGACCGGCCUUUUUCCUCAAGCCUGCAAUUCACUAAGGAUGCGGCUAAGAGUAUAUCUUCAGAAGCAAACUUGAACACGACCAUGGAUGCUCAAGAGCCUUACCAUUUGGCAAAUGAUCAAAUUAAUGACUUGCAGACUGUACCCACUUCUCCUCAAACACUUAGCCAGUCAAGUGCAGUAGACCAGGCUAAGAGAGUUGGAAGAGAUCAGUUUUCAUUGGAGGACUACACAUGUCAGCCCAAAUCCUCGCAGCUUUUUAAGCCAUCCAUCUUAAAUUCUUUGGUACCUCCUUCAGUUGCUGAAUCAUCUUCAAGUAGGACUCCCACUUACAAGAAUUCACCAAUAAUCGCACCAUGUAAUUCAGCAAAACUUAAGCUAACAUCUAGUCAAACAAAUCUUGCAAAUAAUCUAAGUGUAAAAGCAUCUAAGCUCCGCCCUCCUUCUAGCUCUUUCAAACAAAAACAAAUAAGCAGCCCCCGACCAGAGGCUCAAAACUUUCAGGCCAAGACAAGCAUCCCGAGGCCACUAACAAAAAGAAAAGAGAUCAUGCAGAAUCCGAAUGGCAAUUUGAAUUCUGGGGAUUGUUUGGCCUCUAAUCGGUAUUCUCGUCUUCCUAAACCAAAGAUACAUUAAGUACCUAGCCAUCAGUUGCCAGUUUGUUGUUUUAAAAAACAAUCUGUUCUGUAAUAGCUUUACAUGCAGUUUGCUGCCAUGAUGGAGCUUGCAAAAUCUCAAAAAUUAAAACGUGGAUCCUUCUAGUUUGGGCUUUUCCAUUUUAUAUUCUGGUUGAAGCACCUAGCAUUUGAGUAUUAUUUGUCUCAGGUAAACACAAAGUUUGCUUACCCAUCUCAGAAGCCUACAGACAGUUCUAAUCAUGUUGUCCAUACCUUUGCACAUCAGAAAAUCCAUAAUAUUUCACCUAGCAGGCAAGAAAUGUGCUUUGCUUAUUUAGUCCUUUUAAGGUCUGCAUUAAUUGUGGUUCUCAAAUCCUUUUUUUCACUUGUCCCUCUUCUGAAUAUAGUAGUAUUUUAAAUAAAGAUUUGGUGAUAAUAGAAGAUGGUAGUCUGUAAGCAAAGUUCUGGCCAGUGGUUUGUAUAUUUAAAAGGUCUAUGCAAAAGCUCUGUGAUAAGUAAAGGAGAUCAGGCCUUUAAUGGGAAGUCUGUGUAAGUUUUAUUUUCCCUCGGAUCAGCAAACUACUCUCAGUGUUUAUUUACCAAAUACCCCAGGCUAAAAUGUUUCAUAUUAUAUAUAAACCAUUUAUAUAUUACUUAAACAUUUUGUUGUAUACACACAUCAUUGUGUUUGUUUUGGGUACUGGAUAAAUUUUGGAAAGCUUGAGAUAUAUCUUGAAACCUGCACAUAAAGGUAUAUUCAUUUACAACGUGUUGGUGCUAGAGUUUUGCUGGUAAUUCAGUUUUAAGCCCUAUACACUUAUGGAUCCAUGAUAGGUGUUCUAGAGUUCCAUCGCAUAUAUAUUGUCCUUAUUGUAAUGUGUAUAUUUAUUUACUUUUCACUAUCUGAAGACUGAAAUAAUGGACUUGAAAUGUUUGCACAAAACUUUGAGGGACUAUAAAUAUCCCAUAAAUAGGGAUUUAAGAUUCUUUUCUUCAGCAAAACAAGUUAAAAUAUUCUGACAGUAAUUAUAAAGAAGUAAGACUGUCUUGAGAAAGAUAGGAUUCACAGUACUUUGGUUUUGCUAAGUUUUCCAGACUUCCCUUUUAUGUUGGUAUAUGUUUGAAUGACAGUUUUCUUGAAAAGUAGACUUUAGAAACAAAAUAGAAUUAUAGAGGGAAAUUAUGUUUCAUUAAAAGAUAUUUCAAUGGCAAUAUGCUUAUGUAAUAUGCUAGGAAGGUAGCGGUGGAACCCCCAAGGGACCAGAUAAACUAAUCUAAUCACACUGUGGGCCGUGCUUCAGAUGGCUCGGUAAAUUUGCCCUCUUGUUCUCUCAAAUCAUGUCCUCUUUAGGUCAUUUGCCUGUUUCUUUCUCCUUUAAUUAGAAUUAUAGUCUUUCAAAGAGAUAUGUUUUUACAGUGUAAAUUUUUGUUGUGAUCAGCUGACCUUAAAAAUGUAUCA
This is a messenger RNA of Artibeus jamaicensis (Jamaican fruit-eating bat), 4827 nucleotides long. RefSeq names its product coiled-coil serine rich protein 2 (gene CCSER2). Gene Ontology annotation, molecular function: microtubule binding. Bases 247 to 3387 code for a protein of 1046 amino acids. The record is from RefSeq and is a predicted model, not a curated record. Gene Ontology annotation, biological process: microtubule bundle formation. The transcript is spliced from 10 exons. Gene Ontology annotation, cellular component: microtubule cytoskeleton. NCBI's taxonomy places the organism in Eukaryota, Metazoa, Chordata, Mammalia, Chiroptera, Phyllostomidae.